This is a messenger RNA of Gryllus bimaculatus (two-spotted cricket), 2451 nucleotides long. NCBI's taxonomy places the organism in Eukaryota, Metazoa, Arthropoda, Insecta, Orthoptera, Gryllidae. The record is from the annotation of a GenBank genome assembly.
AAUGGCUGACUGAGGUGUAUUGGGUCUUCUACCCAUAUUCGGUUCCUAUUCCGACCGCUUGGCUGUGCUCUAGAUCGCCCCUUCAUUUUUCAUUCUUCCUGUUCGCCCUGGCCGCUGACUUGAACACUCGCUGUGAAUGCGCUGGAAGAGAGGGAGUGCCGAAAGACGAAGAAGCGAUUUGACAUACCUCUGUCAGGGAUUUGUUGCAUUGUUGGGACAUUCUCUGUCACUGCACAGUUUAACACCCUGGAAUGGAGAAGAAAACGAUUCCAAAGAAGACUAUUAAUGACCUCCCUGAUGAGAUGCUUGUAGAAAUUUUCUCAUAUCUUUGUGUGGAAGACCUAGCCAUAAAUGUGAGGAAAGUGAGUAAAAGAUGGGAAGAAGUAGCCAAAGAAAAUAAGCUCUGGAGAAAUUUGACAUACACUCCAAGCAAUAAGAUUUCACCAGAUCAAAUGAUUGAAGUACUAAAGGGAGCUCCAAAGCUUCGAAAAUUUGUUCCACAGUUUGAAUACAUAAGAGGUCGCCUCCUAGAAGCUGUGAUAACUUAUUGCAAAGAUAUAAGGUCAUUGAGAAUGAAGGUUAAUAAAGCUGACAGUAGUUUAAUCAUGUCUUUUGUGUUUGAAUGUCAAAAUAUAGAAGAUCUUUCUAUUGAAACUGAUGAUUUUGUAUCAACUAAAUAUUUGCAGAUGGUCAGUCGAUGCCCAAAACUGAAGCGUUUGAGAUUAAUUGGACAAACAGUAGACAAUAGUAAUAACCUUUUCUCUGAUGUAGUUCAUGGAUUUCCAUCUCUUGAGAGGCUUGAUAUUAGUUAUAUGUUGCAUUACAGAAAUAAGGAUUUGACAGGUUUUUUGAAACAAAAGAAAAAUAAACUACGUUCUUUGUCUGUGAAUUGUUGUCUUCCAGGACAAAAAUGCUUACUUCCAACACUUGGAAAGUACUGUUCUGCACUUCAGUUUCUGCAUAUAUUUGGACAUAAAGGGAGAUCAUCAGUAGCUGAUUUUUCUAACUUUAAAAAUAUGCACCACCUGAGAGAACUUGCAGUAACUGGUACUAAAUGUCGUAAUAUGGAUGGUGUGAUUGAUUAUUUUGAAACUGGAUGUGUCCGUAAUCUUGAAGCUCUGGAUUUAAGCAAUUUUGACAUAGUUGACAGCAGACUGACUCUUGCGAUUUUCACCAAGUGCUUGAAUUUGAAGGAAUUGAAUCUUGGAAAUAACGAUUCAUUGACAGAUGAUUGUUUGGAGUUUAUCGGAAAUUUGAUCUGCUUAGAAUAUUUGUAUUUAGAUGGCUGCAAUGCCCUAACCAACAAAGGGGUUUCUUUUAUACUUAAAUGUACCAAACUGAAGUGCCUGAACCUGAAUCAAUGUAAAAAUAUCACAAGCAAAAGCUUGGUGGCAAUUUGCAUUAAUUUAAAACUCAAAAUUCUAAACAUGAAUGCUUGUGAAGUUGAACCAGAGGUGUUAAUGGAAAUUUGUUCAACAGAGCAUCUGAAACAUUUCAAAUCACUUUGUAUUAGAAUGGGAGGGAAGAAGAUACAUCUUCAGCCUAAGAACACUCCAAGGCAUUAAAGAAAGAUUGGGCAAGUGAGUUAUUGAAUAAUAAAUAAAUAAUAAAAUGCAUCUGGCAGAAGCAUUUAAGUUAUUUUGAUUAAUUGAAUGAAAGACGAAAUAAAUAAUUCCAGGUUUAGAACUCAAGUUAAUUUCAUAAUAUUGGAUCUGUAAGAAUAGUAUCAAUAAGCUGGAUAUAAAAUUUGUUUUUGUGUCUUUGUGGCUAAGAAAAUCCUUUCAACAAAAAAACAGUAAUAGUCUACUACUUAUCAUAACCUACACCAGCUUGUUUAAAAAAAUGUUAUUUAUUUCUGAUUUCAGCAAUAAUACAAUAACACGAACAUGUAGUCUCAAAUUAUAUCUUUCAACCUUUAUGCCAAAAUCAAGAGCUGUGAAUGUCCUAAAAAUAUUUAAAAUAACUUGAUGUAAUUCAAAACAGUUCAUCAAACCAUUAAUUGAAGAUUCCCACUGAGAGGACCCCCCUGCCCAGAAGAACUAAGUAGUUAUAUAGCACCACUGAGCAACAUCACAUACUGUGAAGUUGACUCAACUUGUAGUUAAAAAGAAGAAAAAAUUAAAAAUAUAAUAAAAAGAAAAUAUGAAAAAAGUUAAUUUAAGUUCCUUCAUUUAUUUUUUUUAUUUUUCUCUAAGUUUUCAUUCAAAGAUAAAUGUAAACAAUAUCUGAAAAUGUUUUAGAUACCACCACUUAUUGUACAGUAGUAUGUUGCUGUUUAAAAUUGCAAGCCUAUUGCCAUUUAGUUUUUUUAGGGAGGCCUAUAAAAUUUAGUUGCAACUGACUCUUAGUUUAAAUAUAAAGGGAAUGUAGUAUUGUUUUUAUAGUAUAAUUACACAACUGGUUCAAGGUUUCAAGCGAUUAACUUAUCUUUUUUCAAAAAUGUUGUUAAUU